AUGGCGGCGGCCAGGUGCUGGAGGCUGCUGCCCCUCGGCCGGCGGCUGUCGCAGCAGGCCGCCGCCCCCGCGGCCGCCGCCGCCACCCAGGCCCCCGAGGCGGGCGGCCCGGGGUUGGCGCCGACGCCCGUGGCGCGGUACCCGCCGGUCGUGGCCUCCAUGACCGCCGACAGCAAGGCGGCGCGGCAGCGGCGCAUACAGCGCUGGCAGGCGACGGUGCACGCGGCCCCGACCGUGGACGAGAAGAUGCGGAUCCUCACCAAGAUGCAGUUCAAGAAGUACGUGGUGCACCCGCAGACCGGCGCGCUGAACGCCGACCGCUGGUACCAGGCCUUCACCAAGACCGUGUUCCGGGCGGGCCUGCCGCCCGCGCCCGCGCCGCCCCCGCUCGACCUCGCGGGCCUGCGGGCCGCCGUGUGCGACGGCCUCCUGCAGGAGCAUGUCUACCUGCGCCGCCGCCGCCCGCCGCGCCCCGACCUUCGCCGGGCCGUCGCCUCGGCCCUGCUGGACCAGAUGGUGGGGACCCUGGUGAACCUGCUCGCGCCGCUCAACCCCGUCCUGGCCACCGGCGCCCUCGAUUCCAAGCGCCCCGUUGACUUUUACUGGUUUCGUGGUGAGGAAACCAUUCCUGCUGGUCAUCGGAAAGGUCAUAUUGAUGUUUUACGGUACCAAAUAAAUGAUAAACCACACAACCAGAUUCGAAUAUCUAAGCAGCUCCCCGAGUUUGUGCCACUGGAUUAUUCCAUUCCUGUAGAAAUCCCUGUUAUGAAGUGUAAGCCCGACAAGAUGCCGUUAUUCAGACGGCAGUAUGAAAACAGCAUAUUCACCGGCUCAAGAACAGCAGAUCCGUGCUGUUAUGGUCACACCCAGUUUCACCUGUUACCUGACAAGUUAAAUAGGGAAAGGCUGAUAAAAAGAAACCAAGCUGAGCAGGUAGAAGUUGUUUAUAGGUCUAACGCCAUUGCAAGUCUGUUUGCUUGGACCGGAGCACAAGCUGUGUACCAAGGGUUCUGGAGCGAAGCAGAUGUCACGCGGCCUUUUGUCUCUCAGGCUGUGAUCACAGACGGGAAACAUUUCUCUUUUUUCUGCUACCAGUUAAAUACUUUAGCACUGACUGUACAAGCUGAUCAAAAUAACCCACGUAAAAACAUAUGUUGGGGGACACAGAGUAAGCCCCUCUACGAGACAGUGGAAGAUAAUGACGUGAAAGGCUUUGACGAUGACGUUCUCCUGCAGAUAGUCCACUUUCUACUCAGGAAACCAAGAGAAGACACAGCACAGCUGGCAGGAAGCCAGGAGACAGCACCUGAUCCAGGACCCUGAGGAUAUUUCAAUUUCACCAGAGGAGCAAUAAAGUCAUUUCAGGAUUUUGUACUGUCA
Meriones unguiculatus (Mongolian gerbil) is the source of this 1380-nucleotide messenger RNA. RefSeq names its product mitochondrial ribosomal protein S30 (gene Mrps30). Gene Ontology annotation, molecular function: structural constituent of ribosome. The record is from RefSeq and is a predicted model, not a curated record. The transcript is spliced from 6 exons. Gene Ontology annotation, cellular component: mitochondrion; ribosome; mitochondrial large ribosomal subunit. The coding region runs from base 1 to 1323 and encodes 440 amino acids. Gene Ontology annotation, biological process: translation. Lineage: Eukaryota; Metazoa; Chordata; Mammalia; Rodentia; Muridae.